This is a messenger RNA of Mollisia scopiformis, 505 nucleotides long. RefSeq lists its product as uncharacterized. NCBI's taxonomy places the organism in Eukaryota, Fungi, Ascomycota, Leotiomycetes, Helotiales, Mollisiaceae. The coding region runs from base 238 to 396 and encodes 52 amino acids. The record is from RefSeq and is a predicted model, not a curated record. The transcript has a single exon.
CUCCUUCCUCAGCAGGUGGAGUCCCUGCACCUGCUCGACAGAUACCACCAUCUUGACUAUGCAUCGAUCAGGAAGCUUAACUUCCAGCCAUCAAACAGUAGCAACGAGUAAAACAGCAGGCUAAAAGCCACGCAUAUCGACGAAGUGCAACAAAUCCUCUGAUCUCCCCUUCAUCAAAGCCAUGACCAGGUGCUCCUCCAAGCCACAGCACCACGCUCACAAGCUAGACCACGCACCAUGAAGCUUAAACAUCAAUAUAAGAACAAGCCAGUCCGCAGGCUAAAACCCUUGCAUAUCGUAGACACGCAACAAAGAUGCUUCUUGCCUUCUCAUCAUCGUCAGGGCUGGGAACGAACCUUGACCGCUGUCAGCCACAACUACGCCUCUCUCUCGUAGUCGUAACCUCCCACAAACCAUGGGACUAUUAAACAGUGUUUAAGAACAAGCUAUACACGCAGGCUAAAAGACCUGCAUAUCAUCGAAGUGCAACAAAUGUCUCUUCGAG